This is a messenger RNA of Clarias gariepinus (North African catfish), 3106 nucleotides long. Its product is annotated as cytoskeleton-associated protein 2. Gene Ontology annotation, cellular component: microtubule cytoskeleton. Gene Ontology annotation, biological process: negative regulation of microtubule depolymerization. Lineage: Eukaryota; Metazoa; Chordata; Actinopteri; Siluriformes; Clariidae. The coding region runs from base 315 to 2210 and encodes 631 amino acids. The transcript has 7 exons. The record is from RefSeq and is a predicted model, not a curated record.
AAAAAGGGGUUGGAGCUCUUUCUGACACGUGACCAUGGUUCUUUAAUUUCAUUGGCUAAACUGAGGGCGUCACGAACAUCCACCGGCCAAUCAGGACGAAGAACUCCAGCGCCAAAGUCAAAUCAGUUUGAAGGUUUAGAGUUUGAAAGCAGCGGCGUGAGAGCAGGCGUGAGUUCAAUACAAACACACUGUUGGGGUUAUUGUACAGUUUUCAAGGCGAUUCUCAUCAAAUAUUACAUUGACGAAUCUUCAGGAGUCAAGGUGAUCGUUUAACCCUGCGGACGCAGUGUGAGGCAGUGACUGUGACAAAAAAGAUGGACACGGCGGUAAAAAAGAGUAAUAAAGAAAACUCCAAACCGGAGGUUGGUCCAAAAACAACAGUUAUAAUAUCAAAGCAGAAGCUGACAAGACCUGAGCCGCUGAGGGCCAAAAACGACCCGAGGGCAGAACCCGCAGGAGACAAGGUACAGGUCAAACCGUCAAAACCAGCCAAGAGCAGUGCUCCUGAUGCCACACAGAGGAAAACUCUGAGUCAGACCUUCCGCACCGAACAAACCCUGAGACACAGGAAACUGGUGCUGGAAACCCAAAAGCCUCCUUCGUCUGUUCCUCCUAAACCUGCCCUUCCCGGUACCUACAAGGGCCGAGUGGUACAGUCCAAAAUAGACUGCUUCAGGAAGCCGUCGAGCGGCCAUGUGACGAAACCCAGCGAGAACAAGUCUAGAGCUGAGACAGCGGGUCGGGCCAAACCCGCCACGACGCUGUACGCUUCCUCGAGAGCAGGAAUCCGGUCUGGUGUAGAGAGCAGAACGAAGUCAGGGCCAGAUGCCCAAGGAAACGUGCAGCAGACGCUUCCUCAGACACGGAUACAGAACAAACCUCCAGCUAGGACAGCUACUGUCUCCACCAAACCGUCUACUGUCUCCACCAAACCGUCUACUGUCUCCACCAAACCGUCUACUGUCUCCACCAAACCGUCUACUGUCUCUAGGAAACCAGUAACUAUGUCAGCAAGACCACCGACAGUGACCUCAUUCAUCAAAAAGAAGGAACCAUCAACGAUGUCAGCAAGACCACCAAGAGUAACUUCAUUCAUCAAGAAGAAGGAACCAUCAACGGGGUCAGCAAGACCAGGGACAGUCACAUCAUUUAUCAAGAAGAAGGAACCAUCAAAACCUGCAGCUGUUAGUGAGCAAAAGCCACAGAAGUCUGUCACGAACGGCAUCAGCCAGUACCGAGUCCGUGUGGAGUCAGCCGAGGAGAGACGGGCGAGGUUGGCAGAAUGGCUGGCCUCAAAAGGGAAAUCCCUGAAAAGGCCGGCGAUGACGGAAAAGUCUGUGUCUCAGAGCAGUAAGCCUCAGCUCGCUGAUUGUGGAGAGGAGGCUCAGGCCAAGGCGAGGGAACGAGUGGAAACGGAGACGGUCAGAGACACUAAACAGAUCGAAGUUCCAAAGGGGAAAGCCGCGUUCUCCAGCAGUCCGAGUCACAUCCUCAACAUCACGCUGGACCUGCUGGACAACUCGGACACGGAGCUGUCUGCAGAGCCCGAGAUCAGGAUGGAAUCGCUAGUGAUGAACCUGUGUGAGCGAUUAGAGGCGAUGGAAACUCCAUCCUCAUGCAAGAGCCACGUGACGGCGGCAGGAAACGGCGAGGUGAAGGUAGAAGAAGAAACGCGUGAGUACGAGAUCCUGGAGGAGGAAGAAAUAAAGGACGCUUCUGGAGUGGAGAAGAAAGAGGUGAAGCAGGAGGAAGAGGAGGAUGAAGAGGAAGAAAAGAAAAAGUUGAAGCAUGAGGCAGAGGAAAAGAAGUUGUGGUUUGAGAACGAUGAUGAUGAGGAGGAGGAGAUGGACUCCACGGCUGCAGAUGUUAUGGAUGCGUGUGUUGUGAAGUACAGCGUAAAAACCACACCGUUUCUGCAGAGUGUGAAGAAGAGGAUGGAGGGAGAAAUGGCUCCAGGGACUCCAGGCUCUCGCUGUAAAAAUUCCAUUAAAGAGCUGAAGUUCCUGACACCGGUGCGCCGCUCGUCCCGGAUCCACAGGAACUCGUCUCGUCUGCCGGGGAUGCUGAACGAACACGACCCCUGCGUGUCCUCUCUGGCUGAGCUGGAGGUGCUGGACGGCGACGACUCCAACGCCUACAUCUACAGGAAGAACCCUGCGCUCCUGCAGCACCUCCCCGACCAGCAUCCCGAGUCCCAGAGCUCUGAGUAAUGCUGAGAAACCUGGACACUUUAACCUUUAAUAUGUAAACGUUAAAUGUUGCAGAAAUUACAGUGGGUUGAUUUGAAUAUGUAAAUAUGUGAGUUUCUAUUGGUUCACUUAAACACAUACACAAACACACACAGCAGAAAAGCGAAUGUUUAAAUAUAAAAAUAUGAAAGUUAAUGCUACACUAACAGGUUUAACAAUGUUUUUUUUUGUACAAACUGAAAAUGUAAUUUAAUGUUCGUUUUACUCGACCAUGCUAAAAAAAAAAAAACUCAAUUGAAAACUUAAAACAGACAAAGUGGUGAAGGCUUGCAAUGUAUAAACAUAUUUUAGAUGCAUAAAGUUUUACUUUACACUAAAGAACCACUGAACCCAAAAGGAAGGUUAAAAUGUUGAAAAAACACAAGUUUCCUGUAUUGAAAAUAGUGUUUAUAGAUGUACUGGAUUAGAGGAAUGAUUUGAAGAAAGGGGUGCAGAUAUUUUACUCUGAAAGUUAACUUCUUCAUUCUACUAAAUGCUUGUAACAUUAUAACCUAUUUAACAGUAUGUGUGAUUGACAGGUGUGUAACCUAGCAACACAAGCUGCUCUAUGGUCUAACUACCUGCCAUGGGAAAUGUGCUAUAUUUUAAUACUCUAAUGUGCAUCUGUACUUUUAUCUUGCAUCGUCAGCUCACUGCAGAUGUGACUAAUGCUGUUGAUGUGCGCCAGCUGCCCUAAACACAUUACCUUUCCUAAAACUUUCUUUAACUCAGACUCAAUUAAUCACCUUUAAUUUUCAUCAGUUAAUCAUCAUAUCGUAUUGAUCCAUAACUGCUGCUGUUUCUGCAGGCCUGUUUCUUUUUCCUGUAUAUAUUUAUCCAGUGUUACAGAAAUAAACUCCGCUUUCUUUUAAAUGAAA